AUGUCUUGCCAGCUGUCACCCUCAGCUUCACCAGACUCAAUGCCUGCUGAAGUUGAUGACAUGGACAACUGGCUGGUGUUUCUCAAGGACUACAUUUCCCCGCGGCCGGCCUCGUUGGUAGAACUCUGCGGGGAGCACGAGGAGGUGCGGAAGCAGAGGCGGACGAGUCAAGACUCGUCCAUUGUAAAGUCUCCUCUCCUGGAAGAUAAAGCAAAGGAGGACGACGGGAAAACGCGCAGGCAGGCGCAAAACAGGGCGGCUCAACGCGCUUUUCGUCAGCGGAAGGAACAAUACACCGAAGAACUAGAGAAUGCGAACGAGGACCUUAGGAACACACUAGCCGCCACCCGCUUGGACCAUCUUGCGUUGAAACAAAGAUUACUCCGAGCUCAGAUCAACAGCCAAGUCCUAUCGGCAGUCCUACUGUCGUCGCAGUCGGUCUUCAAUCCGAACAUGAACGACAGUCUCAAAGACGAAGGCGUGGUCGAGGAUUCGGUCAUGACAGAGGGUGGUUCUGACCUGCUGCAGCUGAGUGAAGUGUGGAAGAUGAAGAGGAUUCAAGAAGCAUUCGCCAAGGACACGGUCAAUAUAGGCCACCUUUCAAUGAAGCUCGUGGAUGCUGCGGUUCUCGGAAGAAUGCCGGUCGGCAAUGCGAAAGGCGAAGUGAUGCGGAUAAUAGAAGAGCUCGAGUCUGCAACUUCAGGUAUCGCAUAG
This is a messenger RNA of Zasmidium cellare ATCC 36951, 714 nucleotides long. RefSeq lists its product as uncharacterized. The coding region runs from base 1 to 714 and encodes 237 amino acids. Gene Ontology annotation, cellular component: RNA polymerase II transcription regulator complex. The transcript has 2 exons. Gene Ontology annotation, molecular function: DNA-binding transcription activator activity, RNA polymerase II-specific; transcription cis-regulatory region binding. The record is from RefSeq and is a predicted model, not a curated record. Lineage: Eukaryota; Fungi; Ascomycota; Dothideomycetes; Mycosphaerellales; Mycosphaerellaceae.